AUGGACGUCUUCCAAGCCUACACAUACUCGACGGCAGGAUGGCUUUCGUUACAGAGUCUGGCUUUGAUCACAAGCCCCAGCAUGAUUGUAGCCUUGUUGUUGGAUGAGACUCGACCUGCGUCAUCCAUCGAGAUCUACCUUGCCCGGUGCUUAGGCUUCAGUCUCCUCACCAUUGCCAUCUUGACCGUGAUGCUGACCGGUUCCAUUCCGCUCACUUCCUCGAUUUCAGAGCCCGUCACAACCGAGGACUCGGAUCCGAAAGCGCCCUAUGCCCUUCCAACUCUCAUGGUGACUUCAAUUUUCCAUUCAGCCUCUGCCUUCUACGCGUACACCAGAUAUGUCACUACAGGGCAGGGGUCUUUUGCGAUUGCAGUGGCCGGAGGCUCUCUUUUUGCAUCUAUCGGUCUUUGGUGUGUGCUUUUCGCAAGCAGCAACGGCAAGAUUAGCCGCAGAACGGGCGCCGACAAGAGGACUACCGGGUUUCCUUUUGCUAACUCGGAGGCUGCUAAGAAGCACGCCGGCAAAAAAACUCUUUAA
Molecule: messenger RNA, 537 nt
Organism: Penicillium brasilianum
Lineage: Eukaryota; Fungi; Ascomycota; Eurotiomycetes; Eurotiales; Aspergillaceae
Source: the annotation of a GenBank genome assembly